AUGGACCAGUUCCUCGAGCGAUUCCCGGAGGUUGGCCCCAAUGCACCUGGUUCAGGAUUUCAGAAAGGUAUCCUCACUGCCAUGAUCGAGCUGGGGGCCUUUGUUGGAGCCAUGAACCAAGGAUGGAUUGCCGACAAGAUCUCUCGCAAGUGGUCUAUCAUGGUUGCAGUGGUAAUUUUCCUCUUAGGUUCCGCCCUACAAACUGGAGCUAUGAGUUUUGAAAUGCUUGUAGGUGCCCGGUUUGUUGGAGGUUUUGGUGUCGGUAUGCUGGCUAUGGUGGCACCGCUUUACAUUUCUGAGAUCGCGCCCCCGGAGAUUCGUGGCACAUUGCUUGUUCUGCAGGAGCUUGCAAUUGUUACUGCUGUCGUAGUUGCUUUCUACAUCACCUAUGGUACAAGGUAUAUUUCUAGUGAAUGGUCGUGGCGCCUUCCUUUCCUCAUUCAGAUGAUCCCUGCCUUAUUUCUCGGUGUUGGUAUUCCAUUCCUACCUUAUUCACCUCGUUGGCUCGCUGGCCGAGGCCGAGAUGAAGAAGCACUUCAGGUUCUCUGCAAGUUGCGUGGUGUCGACCCUACUGACGAGCGCGUCAUCCGAGAGUGGGUUGAGAUACGCUCCGAGGUAGCUUAUUGUAAGGAAGUGAGCAUCGUGAGACACCCAAAUUGGCAGGAUGGAAGCCACACCAGCCGUGCUAUGCUUCAUUUUUGGAGCUACCUGGACUGUUUCCGCAAAGGGUGUUGGAAGCGUACGCAUGUCGGUAUCGUACUGAUGUUCUUCCAACAAUUUGGCGGGGUCAACGCCCUCAUCUACUACUCACCCAGUCUGUUUGCAGGAAUGGGUCUAAAAUACGAGAUGCAACUCCACAUGUCCGGUGUUAUCAACAUCUGCCAGCUGUUAGCCUGUUUCUGGUCACUAUGGGGAAUGGAUAAAUUCGGCCGGAGACCUUUGCUCUUUGGUGGUGCUAGCUGUAUGGCUCUUGCGCAUCUCAUCAUCGCUAUACUUAUGAGCCAGUACCAAUCAAACUGGCCUGCGCAUUCAAAAGAGGGCUGGGUUUGUGUCGCGUUCCUGUGCUUCUUCAUGCUCACCUACGGAGCUAGUUGGGGUCCUAUUCCUUGGGCCAUGCCGGCUGAGAUCUUUCCUUCCUCGCUACGUGCUAAGGGUAUGGCAUACUCCACAAUGUCGAACUGGCUUAACAACUUCAUAAUCGGGCUCAUUACUCCCCCACUUAUACAGAAUACUGGAUAUGGGACUUAUGUUUUCUUCUGUGUAUUUUGUGGCUUGUCAUUUAUUUGGACGUGGUUUUUCGUCCCGGAGACAAAUGGAAAAACUUUGGAGGAAAUGGACUCUGUCUUCGGGGAUAAUACUUCGACUGUCGAGACAGAACAGAGGGCGAGGAUUGAGGCUACAAUUUGGGCCCAUGCUGCGGGACGAUCUAAUGGACUCCAAGGCACUCAUCAAGUUACUUAG
Messenger RNA from Penicillium digitatum Pd1, 1461 nucleotides. RefSeq names its product sugar porter family MFS transporter. NCBI's taxonomy places the organism in Eukaryota, Fungi, Ascomycota, Eurotiomycetes, Eurotiales, Aspergillaceae. Gene Ontology annotation, biological process: carbohydrate transport; transmembrane transport. Gene Ontology annotation, cellular component: membrane. The record is from RefSeq and is a predicted model, not a curated record. Gene Ontology annotation, molecular function: carbohydrate:proton symporter activity.